Messenger RNA from Saccostrea cuccullata (small rock oyster), 2263 nucleotides. Its product is annotated as zinc finger protein 235-like. Gene Ontology annotation, cellular component: nucleus. Gene Ontology annotation, biological process: regulation of transcription by RNA polymerase II. NCBI's taxonomy places the organism in Eukaryota, Metazoa, Mollusca, Bivalvia, Ostreida, Ostreidae. Bases 305 to 2263 code for a protein of 652 amino acids. The transcript is spliced from 3 exons. The record is from RefSeq and is a predicted model, not a curated record. Gene Ontology annotation, molecular function: DNA-binding transcription factor activity, RNA polymerase II-specific; RNA polymerase II cis-regulatory region sequence-specific DNA binding.
UGUAAAUAAAAAAGAUAAGUGUAAAUAAAUUGAAGCAUCGAAACGCCAAAAUUAUCGUUUUGCGUCGAAAAAUAUAUAAAGUGAUCAAUACAUUUAGAGACCAUAGGGAGCCCAAGGAUCCCAUUUUCUCUUCCUACAGAUACUUGUAGAAGGAAUAUGAAAAGCCUUCUAACCAAGCAGUUCGCUCAGACUGAUGUGAACGUGAACACCCUCAGGAUCAAGUAGUCCUGUCAACCUUACUUGAACAUGUCAAGCAGUCCUUGGAUACAACAGUCAUCAUCACAGGCUCUCAGCUCAUGUUAACAUGAACAAUCUUGGAGUUCAACAUCCAUCACAGCCUACUAUGAACACAAACAGCCAUGUAUCACAGCAGCUCUUUCUGCCUCCUAUGAAUAUUAACAGGCCUCCUAUGAACAUUAACAGCCUUGGAGUGCAUCAGUCCAGUCUUCCUACUGUGAACAUGAACAACCUUUCACAGCUUAGAUUUCCUUUUGUCAUUUAUCCUGUGAACAAUCUGUGUAAUAUGGUGCAAGUUCCAAACAAUAUAAUGUUUCCCUCAAAAAACAAUGCCCAAAAUGCUGAAAAUCAUAUGACAGAAGCUGAUACCAAAACUACCACCUUAUCCAAUCCCAAUCUCAAUCACAGUACUGAUAUUGCACCAGUUACCAUGUCGUUUUACCAAAAUUCUGCUGUUACUGUCUCCAACUCAAAUGUUAUAAAUAAUACAACAGUCAACAACUUAAAAAUUCUGAACAGUGGUGUACCUGAAGGUGCUCUUAAUCAUUGUGUAAAUGUGCAGACACCAGGGCUUCUGAAACAAGUUUUAAAUGUUCCUAAUGCAGUGGCCCCACUCUUGUUGGUACCAAACAGUGCUGCAAAUCUGGCCGUAACCAAAAAGUGUUUCAAGAUAAAAUUGACACCAAUUAGGCCUGCACCCCAGAAAAAUUCCACAACAGUCAACUUUAGGCCCACACAAGGCACAGAGUCCGAGAACAAAACAUCACCUGAGAACACCUCAAAAAUAGUAUUACCAGCAGAUGUAGAGGUUACAGAACAGAGCUUUCAAGUCAUUUUUCAACCAGUUCAGGAGCAAGAUUCAUUGCCAGAAUUGGAAAGAGUUCAAGUAAAAGUGGAGGAAAACCUAGUGGAAAAUGAAAUCCAGCCUACCACCCCUAUAGGAGAAGAUGAAAGGGUUGGAAAUAGCCUAGAGGCAUUACAGAAAUGUGGCAAGAAAAUACCUGAAUAUGAUAAUUAUGGAAGAAAAAUUACAAAUGUAGAGGCAUCUGCUCAGCAUGAACAUGACAAAGAGGAAAGAAAUAGCAAACAUAAGGAAAUAGGAAACAAGCCAAAAACAAUCAUAGUCAUGAUUGGGCAAAAUAAAAAAGGGGCUGCAGUGCAUCCAGGUUCUGUGAGAUUUAGUCAAAAGACAUCUGUGAAGAGGGUGAAUAAAUCCUAUGAUUCUGUGGAUUGUGCAAAAAACCAUGAGAAAAAAUCUUCAGAUGAUUUGCAUCUGAAACAGUCAAACAACACUGUUAAAUCACAGAAAUGUAAUUUUUGUGGUAAAGCUAAUGCUUUAUCCUCUUUCCUUAGACUCUCUUACACAAGAAAUAAACAAUUAGCCUGUGAUAAAUGUCUUAAAACAAACAAUUCAAAAUACCAUCUUAAAAAAUAUCAGAAAAAACGUGAGCCUGAGAGGUUUCCAUGUGAUGUUUGUGGAAAGAUUUUGAAGAGGAAGUGGAAGCUGGAAGACCACAUGAGACUACACAGUGGUGAAAGGCCAUAUCCCUGUGAAACUUGUGGGAGAAGAUUUUAUAGUCAGAUGGCCAGAAGUCGACACAUGGAUACCCACAAUUCCUCAAGAAAAAGACUGUGCGAGAUCUGUGGGAAAUUCAUCAAGUGGGGGUCGUCAUUGCGACUUCAUCAGAUAAGACACAGGAUCCAUGAUAAUGUGAGCACGAAAGAAAGAUCCGACAUUGCAGACAUUCCCUAUGUUUGCGAAUUUUGUGGCAAAGGCUUUUGUAAAAAGUCGCCCUAUGAAAAGCACAAAAUAAACAAGCAUGAACGUAAGAAGAAAGUCAAGAAAACUCCCGAUGGACGAAUGAUAUGUGACACUUGUGGAAAGUCAUUCUCCUGCAGCUCAACGUAUAGGCGUCACAUUGCCCUCCAUACAGGAAAGAUGAAAGUAACUUGUGAAAUGUGUAAUAUGGUGAUGCAUAAAAAAUCCUUGAAGAGGCACAUGUUGAAAAUACACAAAAAAACUUAA